CGCGCGACUGAUGGGAAUCUGUUGAUGAGGACGGACGUUACGUCACGUGUUUCGUGUUGUGAAGAUGUCGGCCCAUGAUCAGCUGGUCCUGUGUUUGUGCGAAUUAACGCGGUUGCUGUGGAAGCUGCUGCUGCCUCUGGUCUUCCUCUGCGUUCUCCUGAUUGCGGUCCUUGUCCUGCUGGUGCUGGCGGUCCGAUUCUGGUUGCAGAGCUGCAGGAACGCCCGGCGGGCGAGGGAAGGCUGCCCCUCCGUGGCGUUUUUUCACCCUUACUGCAACGCCGGUGGAGGAGGGGAGAGGGUACUGUGGUGUGCCAUCAGGGCUCUACAAAACAGGUAUGCAGAUGUGAAUUUCGUGGUGUACACGGGGGACGUGGGGGUGACAGGGCAGCAGAUGCUGGAGGGAGCCAGGCGGCGAUUUAACAUCGUGCUCCCACGGCCGGUUCGCUUCAUCUUCUUGCAGCAUCGUGCGCUGGUGGAGCCCAGCCUGUUCCCUCACUUCACGCUGCUGGGGCAGAGCGUGGGCUCCAUUUUUCUGGGAUGGGAGGCGCUGACCGAGUUUGUGCCGGACCUUUACAUCGACUCUAUGGGUUAUGCCUUCACCCUCCCCCUGUUUCGCUACCUGGGAGGCUGCAGCGUGGGGAGCUACGUCCACUACCCCACCAUCAGCACAGACAUGCUGUCUGUGGUGAGGGAGCGGCACCCCAGAAUCAACAACCCGGACUUUGUGGCUAACAACUUGUUCCUGAGCGCCUUCAAGCUCGUCUACUACUGCCUCUUCGCUCUGCUCUACGGCCUGGCCGGCUCCUGCAGCGACGUCAUCAUGGUCAACUCCUUCUGGACCCUCGAUCACAUCCUGUCUCUGUGGCGCUCGCCCAACCGCACCAGUGUGGUCUACCCUCCCUGCGACGUCGGCGCCUUCCAGGACAUCCCACUGGAGGAGGAAGGGGACAGGAAGUGCCACUCCAUAAUUUCUGUCGGGCAGUUCAGGCCGGAGAAGGACCACCGGCUGCAGAUCAGAGCCUUUAAGAAGGUGUUGGACAGGAGGCGUCUCAGGGGCCGGGAAGAGCUGAGACUCGUUCUGAUUGGUGGAUGUAGAAACCAGGAGGAUGAGGACAGGGUGCUGAUGCUGAGGGGGCUUUGUCAGGAACUAGGUGUAGCCGACAGGGUGGAGUUUAAACUGAAUGUGCCAUUUGAGGAGCUGAAGCAGGAGAUGAAGGAGGCCACGAUUGGACUGCACACCAUGUGGAACGAACACUUUGGGAUUGGUGUGGUGGAGUGCAUGGCAGCAGGGAAGGUAAUCCUCGCCCACAAGUCCGGAGGUCCUAAGAUGGACAUCGUCAUACCUUUUGACGGGGGUCCAACCGGCUUCCUGGCGGACGACGAGGACAGCUACGCUGCAGCCAUUGAGCAGAUCCUGGCACUGUCGCCUAGCAGCCGCUUGGAGAUCCGACGGAAUGCUCGUCAAUCUGUGGCGCGCUUCUCCGAUCAGGAGUUUGAGGCCUGCUUCGUCGCCGCCAUGGAGCCUCUGAUGGGAACACUGGAACGAUGAUCCUUCUGUGUUGACUUUACAUAGUAAACCAACCCGGCUGAGAGUCCAAAACCUUUAUUUGAAGGGUUCUUUCAGUAAUUAAGACAUUUAGAAUUUAAACGUGUUUCUUUAGCGCAGCUUUCUCCAGAAGUUUUCAUUUCAGUGUUUUCAGAUCAGUGUGAGCUGGAAAAUUUAGUUGUUUUACAAAACUUAAUUACUUUUCCCAAAAUGUGAAGUAUUUUUUUUAUAUCAAAGUGUUUGUGUGAUUUAUAAAAAAGCAGAAAAUUAAGUGUGUUAAAGCUGUUCCAGCUACAAUCUGCUCACUUUAAACAUUAAAACAAUUAUAUUUUAGAUUGUCGUUGUUUUAGGACAGCUCUAUAUCAGAUCAGGGGCCAGACGUCAGGAAAUGUAAGUUGUAUUAUUUAAUUGUAAAUAAAUGCCAUUUGCUCUAA
Messenger RNA from Nothobranchius furzeri (turquoise killifish), 1980 nucleotides. RefSeq names its product ALG11 alpha-1,2-mannosyltransferase (gene alg11). Gene Ontology annotation, biological process: protein N-linked glycosylation. Gene Ontology annotation, molecular function: GDP-Man:Man(3)GlcNAc(2)-PP-Dol alpha-1,2-mannosyltransferase activity. Gene Ontology annotation, cellular component: endoplasmic reticulum membrane. NCBI's taxonomy places the organism in Eukaryota, Metazoa, Chordata, Actinopteri, Cyprinodontiformes, Nothobranchiidae. The record is from RefSeq and is a predicted model, not a curated record.